AAAAAGAACGUCUUCAACUUGUUGAGAAGGUGUUGUGUGCUCAGUGGACGUUGCGGGUGGCGAAGGAUUUGACAGGCUUCGUCUUGCAAGAAGCUGCCUUCUGCUACAGAGAUGGUUGAUAUAUAUGCUGUACCUGUUUUUUACCAUGGAGGGCAUUUUGGUAGAGGACCCGGUGACACUCUUGAGUAUAUUGGUGGGAAGGUUGAAAAAUUUCCAGAGAUGAAUUUGGAUUUUGUAAAUUUUGGGGAUUUGGUUACACUAUUCAAGGGUCUGGGCUAUGCAACAUACAUGGCAGUCUAUUGGUAUGACCCAACCAGUAAUGAUCUUGAGUCUGGACUGCACAUACUGAGAGGGGAUGCUGGAAUCAAUGAAAUGCGGGAGAACAAGUUGAGGAACUCAAAUAUCAACGAGUUCUAUAUUUACUUCGAUCACGCUGUUGAUGAGCCACAGAUUGUGGAAGUAGAAGCUGCUGCAGAAUAGGGGCCGGAAGAAUUUGAUGAUGCAGUUGAUGUGGACAGUAUCAUGCGGGAGCUUCAGUCAUCACCAUCGACA
Messenger RNA from Arachis stenosperma, 552 nucleotides. RefSeq lists its product as uncharacterized. The transcript has 2 exons. Lineage: Eukaryota; Viridiplantae; Streptophyta; Magnoliopsida; Fabales; Fabaceae. The record is from RefSeq and is a predicted model, not a curated record. The coding region runs from base 112 to 480 and encodes 122 amino acids.